Molecule: messenger RNA, 918 nt
Organism: Menidia menidia (Atlantic silverside)
Lineage: Eukaryota; Metazoa; Chordata; Actinopteri; Atheriniformes; Atherinopsidae
Source: the annotation of a GenBank genome assembly
AUGGGCGGCGAGGAGGGGCGGACGCUUCCAUUUAACGAGCGGUGUCAGCAGAAGAAAACGGGACAGGAGGCAGCAAAAGGGCGACAGAGGUAUACAAUUCCCGGGGUGUAUUUACUGAAUCGCACCAUUGGACUUGAGUUUGUCAUUGCCUUAGAGAGGGGGACAAACGAUGGAAGGGAGGCCAGAUCAUGCUUCAAUAUGUCCAAGGUCAGUGCUGAAGAGAUGGAGGAGAUCAGAGAGGGCUUUGAAAAAGUUGAUGUGGAUGGGAAUGGUUACAUCUGUGCCUCUGAACUUGGAAAUCUCUUCCGUGAGGUGGGCUGUCCAUUGCCUGGUUACCAGAUCAGAGAACUCAUCCAGAAGCUUGACCGUGAUCAGGACAGUCACAUCAACUUAGAGGAAUUCACGGCUAUCUUCCAGGAGAUGAAAGAUGACCGUUUGGCUAAGGGCUUCAGGAAAGCACUCAAUAAGAAAGAAGGCAUUGUAGCCAUAGGUGGCACAAGUGAGAUCUCCAGUGAGGGGACGCAGCAUUCGAUCUCUGAGCAGGAGCGCUUUGCGUUUGCCAACUACAUCAACUCAUCUUUGGAGGAGGAUCCAGACUGUAAACAUGUGCUGCCCAUCAACCCAAACACUGAAGCUCUGUUUAAAGCUGUGGCAGACGGCAUUGUGCUUUGCAAACUCAUCAACCUGUCUGUUCCUGACACGAUCGACGAGAGAACUAUCAACAAAAAGAAACUGACGGCUUUCACAACGCAGGAAAAUCUGAAUUUGGCCCUCAAUUCAGCUUCAGCCAUUGGCUGCCAGGUGGUCAACAUCGGGGCUCAGGAUUUGAAGGAGGGGAAACCCCACCUGGUGCUUGGACUCCUGUGGCAGAUCAUUAAGAUUGGGCUGUUUGCUGAUAUAAAGCUGAGCCAGAAUGAG